CUCCAUUUGCAGCAGCGCCUGCGGUUCCUGAGCGCCGCCACCAGGGGGCGCCGAGCGGCGCUGAAACCGCUGCAGGAGCAGGUUGUGGGCGUGGUGCGGGCGGGGCCGGGCUCGGCCCUUCCCCCUCUGGAGGGGGCGUGGCUGCGGCGCCGGCAGCUGGCACUGGGAGCACUGGGAGCACUGGGAGAGGAGCCCCGCCCCCCGGCACAGGCCACGCCCCCUCUGCGGGGGCUGGCACGGGAGAUGGGCGUGGCACAGGGCUCGCUGCUGUCCCAGGCGGCCAUCUUGCGUCAGCAGCUCCGCCAGGGGGCGCUGCGCCUGCGCCGGGGGGCGGGGCCUGUCCUGGGGGCGGAGACAGAGCCGCUGGCCCCACCCCCCCUCACCGUGGAUGUGGCCGAGCUGCUGCCCCGGCUGCGAUUGGUCAGAGAAGGCUGCGAGCAGCGAAUCAGGGACUGGCCCCGCCUCCAGGAGCUCGUCAGCCAAUGGUGGGCCCAGCCGGCUCAGUGGGUCCUGGCCACGCCCCCUGGCUGCGCCCCCUUCUCCCAUUGGCUGCAGCGCUGGAGAGACGCCGCCCACGCCUUGCAGGCCACGCCCACCCCCGAGGAGGCCCCACCCACCGUUGGGAAGGGGGAGGAGUGA
Molecule: messenger RNA, 639 nt
Organism: Melozone crissalis (California towhee)
Lineage: Eukaryota; Metazoa; Chordata; Aves; Passeriformes; Passerellidae
Exons: 4
Biological process (GO): spindle assembly
Cellular component (GO): HAUS complex
Source: RefSeq, a predicted model, not a curated record